UAAGGGCCGGCCUUCCAGGCUGAUUUCCUGGCUGGGAUCAAGGAGCAGCAGGCAUGGGGCAGGCUGGAUGCCAGUUCCAAACGCUGCUUUGGAAGAAUUGGCUAUGCAGGCUGCGCCACCCGGUCCUCUCCCUUGCUGAGUUCUUCUGGCCAUGUAUCCUGUUCAUGAUUCUGAUUGUACUUCGGUUUCAAGAACCUCCUAGACACAGAGACACUUGUUACUUGCAGCCACGGGAUUUGCCCAACCAGGGCGUUCUGUCCUUUGUCCAAGGACUCCUUUGUAACACCGGAUCAAGUUGCAGGAACUUCAGCUUUGAAGAUUCCAUGGAUCACCAGUCUCGUCUGUCUAGGUUCCAAACUACAGCUCAUGACAUGAAGAUCAAUAGCUUGGCUUUUUUAAGAGAGAUACAGGAUCUGGCAGAGGACAUUUAUGAAACAAUGGGCAAGGCAAAAACCUUACAGAAGUUUUGGGAGCAAAGAUCAGAGACACUAGAUUCUUCCCAAGGUACCAGUUUUUUGACAAUGGAUCUCAAUAAAACUGAAGAGGUGAUAUCAAAAUUGGAAAUUCUCUACCAGAAACCUCAUAUCUGGAACUUCCUAUUAUCUCUGCCCAAAUUACAUGUAACCCAUGUCCACGUGGAAGAUGGCAUUGGAGCAGCGAUACACUUUCUUCAGGCAGUUUCCAAUUCCUUAACAUCUCUGGGAGAUUUAGAUUGGCUACGACUCCACCAGACUUUCUCCCAGGUUUCCAAAAUUGUGCUCAACGUGACCAUCUCAACACUGACAUUUCUGAAGCAAAAUGGAGCAGUAGUGAAUGAGUCAGUUUACCACCUCUCCCUGAAGAAUAUAGUCUGGAACCCAGAGAAAGUCCAGUCUGAUCUCAAAUCCCAAUUUGGUUUUGAUGAUCUUCAAAUGGAACACAUCCUGAAUUAUUCGGCUGAGCUAAGGGAGAUUCCAACAGAUGGUUUCUUAGAGAGAAUGGUGUGUUCAGCUUUGUUCAGCACUUCUGAGGAUGAAGCGGAGACCAAGGGUUAUGGUGGAGACUGUCAGCUUAAGUGGUCAGAAACUAAAAACUAUCUCAUCCAUGCAGUCAGCUGGCUGCAAGUUUACAGAGAGGUGUUUGACCAGUGGCUACAGGGUGGCUUGUUGCAGAAAAUGUUCACAGGUGUCAGACACAGUCUGGAGGACCUCAUGGACCUGUUUGAAGAAGAGAGUGAGCCACAGAAGGUGAUGAGAGCCUUGCAUGCUGCACUGCUCCUCCUGAGUGACAGCUUGGCAGCUGAUGGCCCUGAAGACAAGCAUCCAUCUCCAUACAUAUUCCAACAUCUGCAGAAAUUUCAGACUGUGUUGCACAACCUCCCCUGGUGGCCAGGCAUACAGAGACUGCAGCAGCUGGAUGACGCUGUCAGAAAUGCCAUGACCCAGGAUUUCCAUUUUGUCAAAGAAAUCCUUACUUCCCUGGAGACUUCAGCAAACGAUUCCGUACAGGGUGGACCAGACAGAUGGCAACUCAAAAAGGACGAGUUCUUUGGGGAAUUAAAGCAGCUGUUGACAAAGAAUGCUACUGCUACCUGCCUCAAUGGGCACCCCUCCAAAGAAGCUCUCCUGAUCUCUGGGAACUUCAGCAUCUUGGGGGACCUCUGGGAACUGUGGUGCCACCAUUCUGAAAACAAGACCAGUGUUUUAAACAAGUUGCUUGCUGCAGUAGAGGAUGCUGAUCAUAUUCUGCAAGAGGUCAUUAAUGGGCAUACAAAUACUUCAGCCCUAUUAUCUGAAGGGCAUCUGGGCUGGACAGAACUUGAGAUGCAGCUGUCAGAAGUGAGCCUUUCCUGUUCUCGGCUCUUCCAGUUGCCAAAAGCUGAUGCCUCAAGUGUGGAUGGCGUCUGUUCUGGUGGCUGUGAGCACCAACUUGUCUCCACAGUGAUAUUUCACAUACUUGAACAAGCACAAACAUAUCUGGAACAAAUACCCUACUGGAAAACCUUCCUGCGUUUCAUCAGGAUUACUUGUGAAGCAAUUCGAUAUGUGAACAUGCAAGGAAGUUUCCAGAACAAUCCAAUGGUGUUCUCUGAGGACUCUCCUUGUUAUAAAGAAAACAUGGAUUGGAAACUUGUCAGUGAUAAUUAUUUUAUAUUUUUCAAUAAUUUAAUGAAGUCUCCAAUAACUUCUGUCUCCAGGGUCCUAAAUUUCACAAAGCAGCUUCUGGUAGCAGAAGAGACAUUGCAUGCACAGGAAGAUGAACAGAAGAAAUUUUUUUCAUUAUUUGUAGAAUUUUUGGAAGAGUUAUUGUUGCCUGUUCCUUUCAAUUCAUCUAUUGUUUCUGAGCUCUUGUCACUCACUGAGGAUGUUCAGAAUGAAAAUGUGCUGUGGAUAAAUCAUGUAACAAAUGUAGACAGAAACCCAUACACUGUUGAUACUCAGAAACUUCUGGAAUUUAGUGAACAGGUGAUCAACAAAAUGCAAACUCUUGAAAACCACUGGAUGAGGACAGAAUCCAAAAAUAUUCUGAGAUUUGUGGAAUUAGUACUUUUUGAAAUUAACCCCAAACUGCUAGAAUUAUGGCUCUAUGGUAUUCCCAGAGGUGAAAGAGUUAAAUUAGAAGCACUCUCUACCCUCUUAGGAUUUUCAGUUCCAGAAAAUAAGAAGAUUCUUAGUACAAGUUUUAACUUGUCCUGGUUGUUCCAUUCUGAUUUGCCUAGACCACCAACCCUGAACAUGGAUUUUGUACAUUUAUGUGAAACUGUAAUAAAUGGCCUCUAUGAAUUUGGAUUCCUGAGCCAGGAAAAAGUUUUUAAAGCUCUGGAUACAGUCUAUGUGCUAAAGAAUGCAACUGAUCUCUUCUUAGCCCUUUCUGAACCCCAAAAGCAGGAAGUUGAAAAAGUUUUGACUCAUCUCUAUCUAAAUGUCUUUAACAACAAAGAUUCAAGUUUACUUCUUCAGGUUUAUUCUUCAUUUUACCAACUUAUUUAUCAAUUCUUGAGCAUUCAGAGUAGAGAGUCUUUGAUAACUUAUCUCUCCAAAAUUUCUAGACAUAUUUUGGACAUUAUUAAACAGUUUAAUUUCCAAAACAUCAGCAAUGCAUUUGCAUUUUUGUCAGAGGCAGCAGAGUUUCUUGGGAGGAUUUCUGAAGUAUCUUACUGUCAACAGAUAAUUUCAAUUUUUAACUUUUUGGAGCUUAAAACCCAAUCUCUGAGGUCUAGCAAUGACAAAGAAUUGGAAGUGAUCCAUAAUACUUUGAUAGGUCUCAAACAGCUGCUAGUAGUAGAUGAAGAUUUUCGCAUUUCUUUGUUCCAAUAUAUGAGCCAACUCUUCAAUGGUUCAGAACAAGCCUUGCUGAAUAACGAAUGCUUUAUUAUUUUGGAUAACCUUUCUUCUGUGAAUUAUUCAACAAAUGAGGGAGAUUUCUUCACUCUUCCCUGGGAAAGAAUAUUUUCCAACCUUUCAGCAAACAUCAGUAUGUUUAAUGAGUUUAUGGCUGUUCACUGUACUCUAUCAUGGCUUCAAAUGUGGACUGAGAUAUGGGCAAGCAUCUCUCAAAUAUUUAAAUUUGAACUGCAUAUUUUCCCUCCUCUUCAUGUUGGUCUCACUCAGCUUUUGGAUGAAUUAGAAAAUGAUGUGAACAUUUCUAAAAGCUGCCAGGGAGUGUUUCCAACCCAUCAUGCUGCUAGACUCAUAUUAAAUUUGUUUAAAAACUUAACGCAAGCUGAUUACUUCCAUGAUUGGAAUUCUCUCCUGUACCUCAGGAAUCUGUGGGUAGCAAUAGAUGAUGAGUUAGUUACAGUAAAAUCACUUAAUUUGGACCAAGUACAGAAAUCAUUUUUUGCCAUGAAAACUGCCCUACACCAGCUAACGUCAGUGCCACUGAAAACAAAUGUAAGCAGAGAGUUUUUAUAUUCUCUGCUUGAAGUUUUCACCAAGUUAAGCAACCCCACAAAGUAUAUGGGUAAAAAUGUAGCUUUGAUAAAUGACUAUCUUUUAAAAAAUCUCACAGAUUAUGGAGCCAGAUUUGAAAGUAUUAUUACCGAGCUAAGAGAAACAACAUUAUUUUUUAGAAAUGUAUCACAUGAUCAAGAUUUAUUGUCUUGUGCUGAUCUUUUCCAAAAAGUUAUUGUAUUGAUUUUAGAAGAUGGCUUAUCAGAUGUAGAUAAUUUCCAGAAGGCUAUUAAGAUUCUGGCUGUGUUAAAUUCCACAUUUUCCUCUGAAAACACCAUUAGUGCGCUAAAAGGCUGCAUUACAUGGAUAGAAGUCAUAGACCAUAUAUACGUCAUGUCUAACUCAAGUUUCUUCCGAGGGUCUCUUCACAGUACUUUGAGGAAUUUAAAGGAUAUUGAAAACAAAAUGAACUCUAUAUUAAAAAUUCUAACUUGGGUAUUCAAUAUAAAAGAAAGUCUUUGUUCUUUAAAUGAGUCUAAUAUAAAUUGUAUAAAUAUUUACUUGAAAGACCUGGCUGACUUUCUAAAUAUUAUAAUUAGUAUGGUCUUGGAAAAAGAGGAAGUACCAGAAUUUGAGAUUUUAUUAGCUCUUUUAAAUGAUUCUACAAACCAAGUAAAGAUGAUUAUCCACAACUUAACAAGGGAGUUUGAUUUCCUCUCCCAAGCCAAUUGGAAACAUUUUAAUGAAUUACUUCUAAGACCUAUAGAUACAUUAGAUGGAAUUCCCAGUCAGUUUAAAAACAUAUGGCUGCAUAUAACAACUCUGGGGAAGGAAAUACAGAAAUAUUUACAAGAUAUUUCUCCUGCUAUCCUGGAAAGAAAUUCCUUUCCUAGUAUGAAAAAACUUUUUGGAAUAUUCUCCACCUAUCCAAAGGAAAAGGAUAUAAUCAGUUUAGGCAAUUCCAUUUAUCAUUUAGCUAAUUAUUUUGCCUUCAACCUAUCACAUGAUCUUCAAAAUUCAUCAGAAAAUAUUCCACAUGAAUUAAUGAAAUCUGUGGGUCUUGGUAUUCAAUUGAUGAGGGAUGUGUUCACCUCCUUGAUGCCUGCCAUCCACUCCAAUAUUCCACAAAAUAUGGCCCAUAUUCAAGUUUUAAAUAAAAUAACUUCCUUUCUUCCUUCCUUCCUCAAGAAGGCUGACAUAGAGCUGUUAUUUGACCAGCUUGAACAAAUCAGUGAAGGCCUAGUAGAUUUCUUUAAGAAUCUCAGUAGAUUAGAUCCUGACAACUCAGGAGUCAACUUACUUAUUGGCUUGGUAGAAAAAUUUAUGGCCAGCUUUCACUCAUGGAAUGUGAAUCAUCUGCUGAGACUCUCUCAGCUAUUUCCUAAAGAUGAGAUGAAUGCUGUGGUGGAUGUAUAUUAUGCUCUUCCUCGUAUCAUGGGGCUCCUCCAGGGAAUUGCUGGUAAAACCAUCACAGAGAGCCUCAAGGAUGUCUAUAACUUCACACUGCUUCAUGGCAUAAGCACUGCCAAUAUUGCCAAGGAAGACUUUGCCACUGUAUUCAAAACUCUUCUGGAUAUCAUUGAGUUAAUAUCAGACCAACCAGCCAUUGUAUCUGAGGCUCUAACUUGUUUUCCUGUUGUUUGGUGCUGGAAUGGUACAACUGGUUUUCAGCAGAAUUCAAGGUUAGAAACCUGUAAUAUCCAUGGGUUUAUGUCUUCUUUUUAUCAAAAAUUUACCAGCAUCCUUGAGCAUCUCCAUCUGUCUCCUCUUGGUGAAGAUUCACAGUGUUCAAAUGAAAGCUCAAGAAUAGAAAUGACUAGGAAAGUAGUCUGUGUGAUACAUGAAUUAGUGGACUGGAAUUCUAAUCUACUUAAUCUGUCUGAAGUCUUCCAUAUUCAAACACCACUUGUGAAAAGUAUACAAGAAUUUUGGUACAAGGUCUUACCCUUUGUUUCAUAUUUUGGAAAUCAAAGUAAUGGCAGCAUCCAUGAAGCUUGUCCUGGUGGCCCCAUAAAACAGGUUGCCUUGAAAAUAAUAGAAAAACUAAAACAUUUGAAUUUUACAAAAGGUACAUCAAGUAAAAAUAUUCUUAAUAAGCUAGCUAAUUUAAACAAGAUUAUUAAUAUUACUACAGGUAUAAAGAUAUCUGCCCAUGGUAAUAAUUCCUUAAAUUUGGACAGGAUAAUCAAAUCAAUUUCUGGAGAUCAGUCUCCAUUCUUGUUUCUUCUGAAUGCAAAUCUUACACACAGUAGUUUAGAAGCUGUAUCAGAUUUCAUUAAAAAAACAGAAUCAAUUAACAACUUUGAAGAAUUGUGGGUUGACUUCAAACAAAUCAUUAAAGACUUAAUCUAUAACUUUAGUAUCAAUCACCUGUUCUCUGAAUUCAACAAGGAAAUCCAAGACAUAAAUUCUGUGGACUUUCCAAAUAUAACUUUGCAACUUACCCAGUUUUUGGAAAUCCUAGAUUUAUCAUCAUCAAAGUCAUUAGAAAUUAUUGAAGAUUUCCUACAGGUAACAAAAAACUUGCUUUUUGUGUAUGCAGAUGAAAAUUAUUCCCAACUGAUACAAACAUUACUUGUUGCUAUGGACAAUGAGAUUUCAACUGAUGUUAUAACUGUGUUAACUAAAGUUAUCACUAGCAACUGGGGGUCUCUGAAAGGCAUUUCUAGAGAAAACAAUUUUGACAUUGCCUUUAUUACACACCUAAAUGAGGAGCAACUAAGUAAUUUCUCUGUUGUACAAUUACUUCUUGUCAACCUUCUAAUUAAUGCAUUCAAUGACGUAGCAUCAAGUUCUCAAGCAACAGCUCCAAAUUUAGGUGAUAGUGACCUCCAAAUGUUGAAUUUUAUUAACCUUACCCUGAGUCGUUUACAGUCAGAAAAUGGUGGGGAAACAGUUUUCUCUCUGAGAAGCAUAAUGGAUUUCAUGGAAGAGCUUUUGAGAACAUUCUCCCUAAAAGAAAAUUCUGAGAACAAAAUAUCUUUCCUGCUGAAAGACUUCCACAAAGAUGUUAUUGCAGAAAUGAGCUUUAUCUCAAAAGAUAAAAUUCGAGAAGUGCUGAAACUGGAUCAAUUUCUUACACUGAUGAGUGGAUACAGAUUGAUGAGUUUUUUCUCAUGGCUAAAGGGGACUAUAUAUCAUCUAAUCAGAAGCUCAUUUAUGUUAGACAGUGGAGAAUUUUCUUUUGAUAGUCAACGAGGACUGACAUUUGUACGAGAUUUAUUUCAUGCCCUUCGAAGGGAAACUUCACUGCAAAAUGAGACUGAAGAUAAUCCACACUUUCUUGUGGUGGUGAGUGAGCUGCUUUCCCAUGUGAAUAACUCUGAGCAACUCACCAGUCUCAACCAAAAUCUUACUUCGGUCCUUCACCUUGUGAGAGAAAGUUCUACAAAGAUAGAAAAUCUUAUGGACAUACUUUCAAAGUCUCUUAAUCAAGACUUCCAUACCUCCUGUCUUGCACUCCAAGAACUUGUGCUUGCUGACCUAACCAACUUGCUUCCCUUUAUAAAUAACUCAUUUCCUCUAAGAAAUAGAGACACAUUAGAAAUCACUAAGAGGUUACUUGAUGUUAUCGCUAGAGCUGAUGGAGAAAGCCAUGGCCUGCAGCCCUUCUUAGAAAUGUCUAGAAUCCUCACCAUGCUGUUUAAUGGCAGUGCUGAGCUGAGAGAUAUCGCCACACAUUUGGACUAUGCUGUGAAACUUCUGAAGCUAGUGAAGAAAGUUUCAGGGAAGAUGGCCACUCUCGUGGAAACCCAUUUCAUCUCUAACACCAAGGACGCCGUGGACUUUUUAAAUAUUUUUUAUUCUGUCAUGCAGCAAAGUGUCCAGCAUCUUGUGAAAGAAAGAAUUCCUUUGAGAAAAGUGGACCAUGUGACAUUUGAAAAGAUAAAUGAUUUGCUGAUGCCAUUUCUUGACUUGUCCUUUGGGAUGUUGGGGGUCAAGCCCAAUAUUCCACAAGACUCUGAUAUUUUCAAUAUGUCAUCUAGUGUAUUCUCAAAUAUGAGUCAAUCCAAUGACUUUUCUAAUAUUUUGGAAGAAAUUGCUGAGUUUUUAACUUCAGUGGAAAUCAAUUUGGAAUUUUUGGAGCGUCUUUUGGUAGUGGCAUUUAAUAAUGGAACUCAAAUAGUUUCUAUGGGUUCUGUCAACUUGAUGGAAGAAAUUUUGACUUGCUUAGUUCCUAUAAAUAACAUCACCCACAAAAUGGACUUCUUGCAGCUUAAUCCAAUUUCUUCUCACCAUGGGCCUCAAGAUACAAUAUGGGAAAGAAUUCGUGAAAUAAGCCAUUUGGAGGAUACUAUGUUAACAGAAAAUAACACAAAAGUAGGGAAUUCCUUUAAAAUGAUAUUUGAUCUCACACUAGAAGCCCUUUGGAGUAGCUUAAAGAGGGACAAUUGGGAUGCUUUUAAUCUGUUGUGGACAUUGGUUCAUCAUUCGAAUAACCUUUUCAGAAUGAUAGAAACAGUUGUAGAGGCCUCCAGUGGAAUUACAAGUGAAGGUGGAGAUGAUUUAAGCAAAGGUUUCAUUCAUCAUCAACUUGAAAUAGCAAUCCAGAAUUUGCUAGAUCAGCUAGUUCUCUUAAGAAAAAGUCUCCUCCCAGACAACUCCCAGUGGCUGAAUUCCAUAAACACUUCAUUCCAUCAAUUUUUUGAAGUCUAUCUUAAUGCAACUACUGGAAAGAAUCUCAUGCCACCAAAAGAAAAGAUGAUGGAUUUUCCACAUAACUUGAAAUCAUUGUCAUCUUUCAGCACAUACAUGAAGAAAUUACUUGUAUUAAUUGCCUAUUGGAAAAAGGUUCUACUGACAGAUCAAAGUGUUGUUGACAUGUGCCAAGCUUUCCAGCAGCUGGAGACAUCCUCAGAAGCCAUGGAGAUGCUGCAGAAAGCCAAGAUGAUGGUGUUGCAUGUGCUCAUCAUCUUUGCAGAAAACCCUUCCUUGACCAAGGACAUUUUGUGUGCCACUCUGAGUUGCAAGCCACGUGAGACAAAGCAUCUUGUUUUAGCUGCCAUCCAAGGAGUAACUGCUGUGUACACCCACUACCAGGAAAUCAAAAAGAUAUGGCCAGCAUCCAGUCAACUAAAUUGUGAAAGUCUCAUCAGGAAUCUUUCUAGGACCUUGGAACCCUUCACAAGCAACUUGGAUCAUGUCACCAACCAAGAUUGUGCAUGCCAGCCCCCAUUGGAAACUGUUGAGCAACACGUGCAUUGGUUGGCCAAAAGAUUCAAGGAGAGUUGGCUGUCGGGCAAUCCCAUUAUGUCUUUUCUUAGCAAUUUCACUGUCACUGAGGAUGUGAAAAUAAAAGAUUUGAUGAGGAACAUCACCAGGUUAACCGAAGAGCUUCAAUCUUCCAUCCACAUCUCCAAUGAAACCAUCCACACUAUCUUAGAAGCAAACAUUUCCCACUCACAGAUUCUCACCAGUGCCCUCACUGUAGCUUUGUCUGGAAAGUGUGACCAAGAAAUUCUUCAUCUCCUGCUGACAUUUCCUGAGGAUGAAAAGUCCUGGCUGGCUGUGAAGGAGCUCUGUGGCUUGCCUGGGUCAGAAGUAUACACUCUGAUUGUGGCCAUGAGUCAGAACCUGAACCUGCGGACUUUUGUUUACAAAGCUCUGAUACCUCCUGAAGCCAAUGGCCUGCUCAAGUCCCUGUUGGAUGUCAUCUCCAGCCUCAGCUCCCUGCUUGCUCGAGCCCAGCAUGUCUUCCAGUACCUUCCAGAAUUUCUCCACGCAUCGAAAAUCACUGCCUUGAUAGAUAUGCCAGACUUGCCCCAGAUUGCACAGAAUGGUCCAGCUAGAAGUUCAGCCUUUGGUUCUUUCCAGACCAUGAUGAAGCUGGUUUGUAAGGAUCAAACAUCUUUUCUGAGCAAUUCAAACAUGUUCAUUAAUUUACCCAGAGUCAAUGAACUCUUGGAAGAUGACAAAGAAAAGUUCAACAUUCCGGAAUACUCAACACCAUUUUGCCUCAAGCUUUAUCAGGAAAUUCUACAGUCUCCAAAUGGUGCUUUGGUGUGGUCCUUCCUAAAACCUAUACUACAUGGAAAAAUACUCUAUACACCAGACAUUCCGGAGAUUAAUAAGAUCAUCCAAAAGGCGAAUUAUACUUUUUAUUUUGUGGACAAGCUAAAAUCCUUAUCAGAAAUACUGCUGAAGAUGUCCCAUUUUUUCCAGGGGAGUGGACAUGGACAGAUGUUCAACCAGCUGCAAGAUGCCCUGAGAAACAAAUUUAUAAGACACUUUAUAGAAAGCCAGUUGCACAUUGAUGUGGACAAACUUACGGAAACUCUGCAGACUUAUGAUGGAAUGGUGGAUAAGAUGUUUAACCACACAGGGACUGGACACUUCCAGUUCUUGGGCAGUAUCUUGGUCAAUCUCUCAUCGUGCGUGGUGUUGGACCGCUUCCAGGCUGUGAAGUCUGUCGAUGUUCUGGAGACCAAAGCACAUGAACUCAUGCAGCAGAACAACUUCCUGGCCAGUGUUAUCUUCAACAGUUCCUUAGUCCACAGGCAUGUCAGAUCAGCAUCUCUCAAAUUGCCACCCCAUGUCACAUAUACAAUUCGGACCAGCAUUUUAUACAGCAUGAGAACCGAUUUGAUAAAAAACCCGUCUUGGAAGUUUCAUCCUCAGAGUCUACCAGCAGAUGGAUUUAAAUAUAACUACAUCUUUGUCCCACUGCAAGAUAUGAUUGAAAGGGCUAUCAUUAUGGUACAGACUGGGCAGGACGCCCUAGAGCCGACUACGCAGACACAGGCAGCCCCCUACCCUUGCCACACCAGUGACCUAUUCCUGAACAAUGUUGGUUUCUUUUUUCCACUGAUAAUGAUGCUGACAUGGAUGGUGUCUGUGGCCAGCAUGGUCCAGAAGCUGGUUUAUGAGCGAGAGAUUCAGAUAGAAGAGUACAUGCGGAUGAUGGGAGUGCAUCCGACCAUCCACUUCCUGGCUUGGUUCCUGGAGAACAUGGCUGUGCUGACCCUGAGCAGCAUUGCUCUGGCCAUCAUUCUGAAAACAAGUGGCAUCUUCAUGCACAGCGAUGCCUUCAUCAUUAUCCUUUUCUUCCUGGAUUUUGGAGUGUCAGUCAUCAUGCUGAGUUACUUCUUGAGUGCAUUUUUCAGCCAAGCGAAUACCGCAGCCUUGUGUACCAGCCUGGUGUAUAUGUUGAGUUUUCUACCCUACAUUAUCCUGUUGGUCCUUCAUAACCAAUUAAGUGUUGCCAUUCAGACACUUCUGUGCCUCCUCCCAACAACAGCUUUUGGGCAAGGAGUAUUUUUCAUUACAUUCCUGGAAGGACAAGAGACAGGGAUCCAAUGGAAUAAUAUAUACCAGGCUCCAGAAGCAGGGGGCAUGACCUUUGGCUGGGUUUGCUGGAUGAUUCUGAUUGAUUCAAUCAUUUAUUUUUUAUGUGGAUGGUACCUCAGCAAUUUGAUUCCUGGAACUUUUGGUUUACGGAAACACUGGUAUUUCCCCUUUACUGCGUCCUAUUGGAAGAAUGUGUGUGUCUUGGUGGAGAAACGGCAGCAUUCACUAAGUUCUAAUUUGUUUUUCUUCAAUGAAAACUUUGGCAAUAAAGGGUCGACACACCAAAAUAAGGCCGGAGAACUUAAAGGAGGUCUCCCUGGAGUUACCCUGGUUUCUGUGAACAAGGAAUAUGAAGGGCACAGGUUGGCUGUUCAAGACCUCACCCUCACCUUCCACAGAGGACAGAUCACUGCCCUGUUGGGGACCAAUGGUGCUGGGAAAACUACUGUCAUAUCUAUGUUGACGGGCCUCUACCCUCCCACUUCUGGAACCAUCAUGGUCGAUGGCAAGAACCUGCAGACAGACCUUCCCAGAAUCAGAAUGGAGCUCGGGGUGUGCCCACAGCGGGAUGUUCUUCUGGACAACCUUACUGUCCGAGAACAUCUGCUGCUCUUUGCUUCCAUAAAGGCACCUUGGUGGACCACAAAGGAACGACAACAGCAAGUCAAUAAAACCCUUGACAAAGUGGGGUUAACUAACCAUCAGCACAAACCUACCCGGGCCUUAUCUGGAGGCAUGAAGAGGAAGCUGUCUAUUGGUAUAGCCUUCAUUGGCACAUCGAGGACUGUGAUUCUGGAUGAGCCCACUAGUGGGGUGGACCCUUGCUCCCGUCGCAGCAUCUGGGACAUUCUGCUUAAGUACAGGGAAGGUCGAACCAUCAUCUUUACCACCCACCACCUGGAUGAAGCUGAGCUUCUUAGUGACUGUGUGGCCAUCCUCCAGCAAGGGAGGCUCAGGUGUUGUGGGCCUCCUCUCUGCUUGAAGGAGGCGUACAGCCAGGGGCUCAGCCUGACCCUGACAAAACAAUGCUCUGUUCUAGAGGCCCAUGAUGCCAAGGAUGUAGCUCGCAUUACAUCCUUGAUACAGGUGUAUGUUCCACAAGCAUUUCUCAAAGACAGCAGUGGGGGGGAGCUGACCUACACCAUCCCUGAGGCUGCAGACAAGACCUGCUUCAAGGGACUCUUCCAGGCUUUGGAUCAGAACUUACAGCACUUACACUUGACAGGGUAUGGGAUCUCGGACACCACCUUGGAACAGGUAUUUUUGAAGCUUUUGCAAGAUUCCAACAAGAAAUCUCACAUUGCUCUGGGGACUAUGUUAGAACCUCAGAAUCAGAGGCCUACUGGACCUUUAUUUGACUACUGUGACUCUCCUUCAUGGAAUCCACCAGAGAAGAACUUACCUGUGUGCAUGCGGGGCCACCAGCUGCUACUGGUGCAGGUGACUGCCCUCCUGAGGAGAAGGCUAUACCACACUCUGCGGGCCUGGAAAAGCACCUUCUCCAACCUGCUGCUACCUGUUCUCUUUGUGGCCUUGGCCAUGGGCUUGUUUAUGGUGCAGCCUUUGGCUACCACUUACCCUCCCCUCAAACUGACACCUGGCCAUUAUGAAAGGGCAGAAUCCUACUUUUUCAGUAGUGGAAAGGACAACAUGGACCUGACUCAUGUGCUCUUGCGGAAGUUUAAAGAUCAUGAUCAUCACUGUGGUAAUUUAGAUGCAGCUCUAAAGAAUUCUUCCCGCUGGCACAAAGAUCCCUUUUCUAGCUCUGCAUUCCAGGACUCCUGUGGCUGCCUGUUGCAGAAGUGUCCAAAUGGAAGUGCUCCUUACCUGACCAACUGCCUGGGCCACAAGCUGCUCAAUCUCUCAGGCUUCAAUGUGGAGGAGUACCUGCUGCAACCAUCUGAGAAACCCAGGCUUGGAGGUUGGUCUUUUGGAGCAGGAGUCCUCAAUAAAGUUCAAGACUCAAGAACUAUGGCAAAGGUGUGGUUUAAUCAGAAGGGUUUCCACUCCUUACCUUCCUACUUAAAUCAUCUAAACAACCUUAUUUUGUGGCGACAUUUACCUUCUACUGUGGACUGGAGACAAUACGGAAUAACACUCUAUAGCCACCCAUACGGAGGGGCCUUGCUGAAUGAAGACAAGAUCCUGGAGAGCAUCCGUCAGUGUGGUGUUGCCCUCUGCAUUGUGCUGGGAUUCUCUGUCUUGUCUGCAUGGUUUGGCAGUUCUGUGGUGAGGGACAGGGUGACCGGAGCCAAAAAGUUGCAGCACUUAAGUGGCCUUGGCUACAGGACAUACUGGUUCACAUAUUUCUUCCAUGACAUGCUCUUUUACUUGGUUUCUGUCUCCCUGUGUGUCGCCAUUAUCGCUGCCUUCCAGUUAACAGCUUUUACUUUCCGUGAGAACUUGGCGGCCACAGCCCUCCUGCUGGCACUUUUCGGAUAUGCAAUGCUUCCAUGGAUGUAUCUGAUGUCCAGAAUCUUUUCAAGUCCAGAUGUGGCUUUUAUCUCCUACAUCUCCUUGAAUUUCAUCUUUGGCCUAUGUACCAUGCUGAUGACCACCAUGCCCAAGCUCCUGGCCAUCAUCUCCAAAGCUCAGAACUUGCAGAACAUCUACAAUGUGCUCAAGUGGGUAUUUACUAUUUUCCCUCAAUUCUGCCUGGGACAAGGACUGCUAGAACUCUGCUACAAUCAGAUCAAAUAUGACCUGACCCACAACUUUGGCAUUGAUUCCUAUGCGAGUCCCUUUGAGAUGAACUUCCUGGGCUGGAUCUAUGUGGUACUGGCCUUGCAGGGAACAUUUCUCCUCCUCCUAAGGAUCCUGCUGCACUGGGACCUGUUGUGGCAGCCAAGGGGUCACACUGUCCUUGAACAUACUGUGAAGUUUUCAAAGGAUAGAGAUGUGGAAAAAGAGCAAAUGAGAGUAUUCGAAGGAAGGACCAGUGGAGACAUCCUUGUAUUAUGCAACCUUAGUAAGAGUUACAGAAGCUUUUGCAAGAAGGUGACUGCUGUGGAAGAUGUUACAGUGGGAAUACCCAAAGGAGAGUGUUUUGGGCUCCUCGGGGUGAAUGGAGCUGGAAAGAGCACUAUGUUUAAAAUGUUGAAUGGUGAAAUUCCUCCGAGCUCAGGACAUGCUGUCAUCCGGACGCCCCUGGGAGAUGACAUAGAUCUGUCUUCUGCUGGAGAGGCGGGGAUCCUUAUUGGCUACUGUCCACAGCAGGAUGCUCUGGAUGACCUCCUGACUGGGUGGGAACAUCUCCAUUAUUACUGCAGUUUACGUGGGAUUCCAAAGCAAUGCAUCAAAGAGGUGGCUGGAGACCUUGUGAGGCGCUUGCACCUUGAAGCUCAUGCAGACAAACUCGUGGUGACCUAUAGUGGAGGAACCAAGCGGAAGCUGUCCACAGCCCUGGCAAUGGUGGGGAAACCUGACAUUCUUUUAUUGGAUGAGCCUAGCUCUGGGAUGGAUGCCUGCUCUAAGCGCUACUUGUGGCAAACCAUUAUGAAGGAGGUUCGAGAAGGCUGUGCUGCUGUUCUGACUUCUCACAGCAUGGAAGAGUGUGAAGCCCUUUGCACCAGGCUGGCCAUAAUGGUUGAUGGCAGCUUUAAGUGUCUUGGCUCCCCUCAGCACAUUAAAAACAGGUUUGGUGAUGGUUACGUAGUCAAAAUUUGGCUCUCAAAGGAAGCCGAUCAACCCAGCACUAUUUCUGACUGUUUAAAGCUCCAUUUUCCAGAAAUUCAGUUUAAGGGACAGUGCCUUAAUUUAUUGGAAUAUCAUGUGCCCAAAACAUGGGAAUGCUUAGCUGACUUAUUCAAAGUUCUAGAGAACAAUAGGACUCUCCUGAACAUCAAGCAUUAUUCCAUUAAUCAAACUACGCUCGAACAGGUGUUUAUUCACUUUGCUGGUGAGCAGCAGCCAACUGUGCAAUCCACUCCUGAUCUGUCCUCUGACAGCCAACACUUGUCUCACUUGCCUGUGUAAAGCAUUAGAGGAGCCCACCUUGUCUUCUACUGAAAUUGAUAUACAAGAAUCAAACAUUAUCUCCAGUGCUUAGGAGCUGGAAGGCAGGAAAAUUAUAUUUUCUCCUUCAUUGUCUGUUUUGAAAUUCUUUAAUAAACAGUCAUCUAAAAGGUCAUUCUAUUGGCUUCUUUCAAUAGAUUCACUAUUUGCCAAUCCAGGUAGAUGAGUUUCUUUGGGAGGAAAGCAUGAAGAAACUGAGUCCCAUAGAGAAGUUCUGUAAUGGAGUGGGCCAUCCACAGUUUUUCAUGUCAAGCAUUUAAGAUACAGAGCCCACUAACAUUUUUUUUGGUAGGAUAUAUGGUAUCAAGGACUAUUUCUAUUUCUGUCAUCUUUUUUUUUUUUUUACUAGAUAUGCUUUUUUCUAAACUAAACUUCAAAUUGAUUUAAAUGAAAACUUUUGUAAAAAUGCAUGACAAAUGGA
Molecule: messenger RNA, 15594 nt
Organism: Perognathus longimembris pacificus (Pacific pocket mouse)
Lineage: Eukaryota; Metazoa; Chordata; Mammalia; Rodentia; Heteromyidae
Gene: Abca13
Product: ATP binding cassette subfamily A member 13
Exons: 62
Coding region: 54-15134 (5026 amino acids)
Biological process (GO): transmembrane transport; lipid transport
Cellular component (GO): intracellular membrane-bounded organelle; membrane
Molecular function (GO): ATP binding; lipid carrier activity; ABC-type transporter activity
Source: RefSeq, a predicted model, not a curated record